AUGGUUGUGGGCGACAGCAAGCGCACCGCCAACAUCAUGGACGGUAUUGAGAACACUGGUGACGUGCGCAUGCAUGACCACCGGCUUCGACUCAAACAACGAUUCGAUAUCGUGAGAAAAUUAGGUCAAGGAACGUAUGGUAAGGUGCAGCUAGGCAUCAACAAGAAGACCGGACAAGAGGUGGCUAUUAAGACCAUUAAGAAAUGCAAGAUUGAAUCGGAAGCUGAUCUCAUACGCAUUCGGCGCGAGGUUCAGAUUAUGUCCUCAGUCCGUCAUCCAAACAUUGUACAUAUUUAUGAAGUUUUUGAAAACAGUGAAAAAAUGAUACUGGUAAUGGAGUAUUGCUCCGGUGGAGAAUUAUAUGAUUAUCUAAGUCAAAAAAAAGUAUUACAAGAAGACGAAGCAAAAAGGUUAUUUCGACAAAUCGCAACUGCUGUGUAUUAUUGCCAUAUACACAAAAUCUGCCAUAGAGAUUUAAAAUUGGAAAAUGUUCUAUUGGAUGAUACUGGCAGUGCUAAGAUUGCUGACUUCGGUCUAUCAAAUGUCUUCAAGGAGACAUCUCUCCUGUCCACAUUUUGUGGGUCCCCACUGUACGCCUCUCCAGAAAUCGUCAAAGGAACACCUUACAUUGGUCCCGAGGUUGAUUGCUGGUCACUUGGUGUGCUGUUAUAUACUCUAGUCUACGGGGCCAUGCCAUUUGACGGCUCCAACUUCAAGCGUCUAGUCCGACAGAUUAGUAACGGUGAUUACUACGAACCUAGGAACCCAUCGAGUGCGUCCCCCCUUAUACGUGACAUGCUCACAGUGGAUCCACUUAAGCGUGCAGACAUUGCUUACAUCUGCGAUCAUCCGUGGGUGAACACGGGGUGGGAGACUUCGUGCCUGGAGGAGGCGGAGGCGCUGGCGGCGCAGACGCCGGUGCGGCUCGACCUGCUGCUGUCGCUCGCGCCCGCAGCGCCCUCUAACUCCAACUCCGUUAUGGUUCCCAACGAGAAUGAACUGGGACCCGAAGAAAGUGGCACGGACCUUACGAGCUCCGCGUCGAUGGCCAUUGAACCAAGUACUUCUGCUGAGAAGAGAAUAUUAGAGCUUGUGGCCGAGGGCGGUGAGGAUGCCAUAAAGCCAUCUCCAACGCGCACGAUAGUGUCGGCCAGUGACAACAAGCGCAAGCUCGAGAUUGCCAUGUCGCCUAGCGGCAUGCAGCGGAAGAAGGAAAGAGUCGCCAGUUGUGCCAGCAUUGCUGGCCAAACUCCAGCGUUACCUGAAGAGAAUGCACCAGAACCACCCGCCGAAGAACCUCCGCUGACACCGGAAACGACAACACAACCAAUGCUUAAGUCGUCAGCCACUAUUACCAUCCAACCGGCCCCUGUCGAACUUACAAAAGAUUUGACAAAGGAAAUUGUGAAGGAGCCAGUAGCCCCACCCAAAGAAGAAGUUAUCGAGAAACCAUCCAAACCGCGCGUCGCUGUUAAAAAGAAGGCGUCUCCGACUAAGGUACUGGAAGAGAAACCGCUUGUGGACAAAUCUGAAGAACCAAAAGCGCAAGAAGAAGCAAAAACAAACGCAGUUUCAUCCGUAGCAGAUAAGCUGACGUCACUGUCCGUGGCACAAGCCGCCGCGGCUCCUGCCAACCAGGCACCUGCUCCCAAACCUAAGAAAUUGUCUAUUCCAGGAGGCAAUGUGGGUAACUUUAAAGACCAAUUUGAGAGAAGAGCAUCACUGACGUCUACCCCUGAAAUAAAGCGCAACGUUUCUAAACCAGUCGUAUCAAAGAUCGCCAAACCCAAAGCACAAAGUGAAGACCGGGAAUUACCUCUCAAGGCACCUGAUAAUGGCACUGUCAGAUUACAACAGAUUGGCAUUGAGCCUUCACAGCAGCCCCCCACUGAACCGGAGCAGAGCAUUCGCGGCGGCGUAAAGAAGACCGAGAGCGAGCCCUCGCACGGAUCCACCGCCGUCGAUCCCUCCGUACUCCUGCAGGACGCCAGGAGGAGUCUACAGAAUUCUAUGGCGAAACUUGUCGAGGAAAAAGUGGCUGGCGAGGAGAGUCGACGGCGAGCUGCAAGGGAUAUCAUCUCGUCUGCUAUACGUACAGGCAAGCCCCCAAUGCCGUACAGUCGGUCGUCGUCGGCGGGCGUGACGUCACUGUCGUCUCCGCCGGGCACGCCGUCUGCCGGCUCGCUGCCGCGCGUGUUCCGCACGGAGGCACAACACCGCGUCGAAGACCAUCGCAACAGAGGCGUAUCUGUGGAACGGAUUAUCCCCAUUCACGUAGCGGACGAGUCACCCACAUCACCACCACCGCCCUUGCCUCAGCAACCGCCGCCGAAGCCUGCGCCCAGAGUAUCUACUACCCCUGUCAGACGCAUGACGUCCGCGGAGUCGGGCGCGUCGGAGGCGUGCAGCAGCCCGGGCGAGCCCAUCAAGAAGUCUGCGCGCGAGUUCAUCAUUCCCAUCGCCGUCGAGGGCAAGGGCUACGUCACGCCGCGCCAGCGCUCGCUCGAGCCCGACCACCCGCCCGCCCCCCGCCACCGCGCCGCCAGGCCCCGCCGCAUGGGUAGCUUAGUGAGCGGCGGAGAGUCCGAGGAGGAGGAGGACGCCCACAUGCACCGCCUGCGGCCCAGCCGAGCGGCGCGGGCCGAGUCCGUCAGCUCCGGAGAGGACGACGAGGAGGACGAAGGUUUCCACCUGCUCACUGCGGAGAAUUUGUUCUCUACGUUAUUACACAGGGUGCGCGCACUGACUCAGCGUCUCAACGGUGAGGAAGGCCCUGGCUUCGGACAACACUCACUGUUCAACAAUCUGCAGUCGCCAUUCUUUAACAGGUACUUUAGAACAUGUCAUCAAACAUCUGGCUUAAACCAACUCGAUACAUCAAUUUUAGGAGAAUAUAUUUUUGAUUAA
Messenger RNA from Arctia plantaginis, 2907 nucleotides. The record is from the annotation of a GenBank genome assembly. NCBI's taxonomy places the organism in Eukaryota, Metazoa, Arthropoda, Insecta, Lepidoptera, Erebidae.